AUGCAGGAUAUAAUUAUGCAGAAUGUAAUUAUGGUGGAAACAAUCAUCGAAGAUCCAAGCGUACAAGAUAUCAUCAUGGGCGACAGCGACAACAACAGCAACAGCAACAACAGCAGUAUCGAGGAACCCAGCAAAGAAGAUACCAUCAUGCGCGAUACCAUCCAUGAAGAGCCAAUUUCCAACGACACAACAAUGGCAAACACCGAAAUGGAAAUGGAAAUCAACGACCAUGCAAGAAUCCAAGAUACCAUCAUGGAAGAUCUAUGCACUGAAAACCUAAAUCUAGAUGUAGAUGUACAGGAUAGCUAUAUGGCUGAUGCAGAAAUAGAUAUCAUACUCGGGGAUGCGGAUAUCGCCAUGGCUGAUGCUGAUGCUGAUGCGGAACUAGAACCACAGGAUGAUGAUGCAAUCAUGGAAGAUGUAAGUAGCACCCAUACCACCACCCAAACCGAAACACAAACCAAAACACCAUUCCUCUACCCCGCCUGGAUAUCCUCUAGAAAAGCACGCUAA
Sclerotinia trifoliorum is the source of this 513-nucleotide messenger RNA. The record is from the annotation of a GenBank genome assembly. NCBI's taxonomy places the organism in Eukaryota, Fungi, Ascomycota, Leotiomycetes, Helotiales, Sclerotiniaceae.